Anneissia japonica is the source of this 1291-nucleotide messenger RNA. Its product is annotated as putative deoxyribonuclease TATDN1. Gene Ontology annotation, molecular function: 3'-5'-DNA exonuclease activity. Gene Ontology annotation, cellular component: cytosol. Bases 108 to 1019 code for a protein of 303 amino acids. The transcript has 13 exons. The record is from RefSeq and is a predicted model, not a curated record. Lineage: Eukaryota; Metazoa; Echinodermata; Crinoidea; Comatulida; Comatulidae.
UGACAUUCUAAACCAACCAACGUGUUGUUAUUUUUUCUGGUCGAUUUUUACCCGUACAGCAACCAACAGUACUACGGCUACGGCUAUUUUUCAGAGCCACAGUACAAAUGGCUAAAACUACAACUUUAAAGUUGAUUGAUAUCGGAGUGAAUUUGACAGAUAAUGUUUUUAGAGGACUGUACCAUGGAAAACAAAAACAUAAAGAUGACUUUCUUGAAGUUUUGCAAAGAGCUCUUAGUGUUGGUGUUCAAAAGCUGAUGGUAACAGGAGGGAGCUUAAAAGACAGUAAGGAGGCUUUGGAUCUAGCAAAAACACAUGAUUCUCUGUACUCUACAGUUGGUUGUCAUCCUACCCGAUGUAGUGAGUUUGAACAAGAAGGCUCUGACAGUUACCUGGAUGACCUUCUAGGCUUGGUAAAGGAGGGUCAGGACAAAGUUGUAGCCAUUGGAGAAUGUGGUCUAGAUUAUGAUAGGCUUCACUUUUGUCCAAAGGAGACCCAACUGAAAUAUUUUGAACAGCAGAUGGAAUUGGCUGAGAAAUCCAAGCUUCCAAUGUUUCUGCAUUGUCGAAACUCACACAGUGACUUCAUAGAUAUAAUGAAGAGGAAUAGAGACAGAUAUACAGGUGGGGUGGUACACAGCUUUGAUGGGUCAAAAGACGAAGCAAAAGCUGUUAUUGAUUUAGGUCUUUACAUUGGUAUCAAUGGCUGUUCAUUAAAAACUCAAGAAAACAUUGAUGUAAUGUGUUCAAUACCAUCUGAAUGGUUGAUGAUAGAAACAGAUGCUCCGUGGUGUGAAGUAAAGGCUACUCAUGCUGGUUCAAAGUUUAUCCAAACUACGUUUCCUAAAUGCAAGAAAGAAAAAUGGGAGGAUGGUCACUGUGUCAAAGGUCGCAAUGAACCUUGUCACAUUGUGCAAGUCUUAGAAGUGAUGGCAGGAGCAAGAGGGGAAGAUACUAAUGAACUUGCCAAUGCUAUGUACCACAAUACACUCAAUCUAUUCUUCAAUAAGAAGUCUUGAUACAAGAAGUCGUGAUACAUACUUCAUAUCAUAUACCAUCAAACUACUUAAAGAUCACAUGUACAGUAUCUAGAAAACUAAUAAUUGUUAUUCUUAAUAUAAAUUAAUCAGGGGCGGAUCCAGGAUUUAACAGAGGGUGGUUCAAUAUGUUUCCAAAAAUACCCAAAAUGAAAUCGGGGUUCUCCCCCGGGAAAAUUUUGAUUCCUAGAUGGCCGGAAAUGAGCUUUCCCAAUUUCUGAGGAGUCUUUUAAUGACCUUUAAGUUCUUCAAAA